Molecule: messenger RNA, 1059 nt
Organism: Macrobrachium nipponense
Lineage: Eukaryota; Metazoa; Arthropoda; Malacostraca; Decapoda; Palaemonidae
Product: neurotrophin 1-like
Exons: 2
Coding region: 14-736 (240 amino acids)
Biological process (GO): central nervous system formation; innate immune response
Cellular component (GO): extracellular region
Molecular function (GO): growth factor activity; Toll binding
Source: RefSeq, a predicted model, not a curated record
CUGUUGCUCGUUCAUGCAGUACAGCUCUCGCAACUACAGCAUCAUCAUGGCUCUAGCUUUGUCAGUAUUUCUGGCGUGUGCCGGAGUGGUUCUUGGUUCUCAUCCGCCGCCCUAUGGCCACCCACGCCCUGCCUAUGGACACCAUCAGCCCUCCUACAAACACUCCUACUGUGACCCAACAGCCACCCCUACAUGUGCCGUAAACUCUACCCUCAACUACUGCCUGGAAGAUGAAGAAUACCCGGAGUACGAAAUCAAGGGCGCCAUCAGCGCUGACCACCUCUUCGCCAAGAAAUACGCUGAUAUACCUGACCAGUCAGCUGACGACCUCGUAGACAUGGUCACUAAGGCCCAAGAGGAAGCUUUCGAUUACUCUUAUUAUACUGGGGCCUCUACUGGAGACUCUCCAUACGACGCCACCCACUGGGGAGGCCCUGAAGGCUACAUCUGCCCCUCAGACGUCGCCUAUGCCAGACCAAGACGUGCCCAGAACGUGGAGGGCAAGUGGCGUGUGAUUGUCAACGACGUCCACUACUAUACCCAGACUGCCCGUCUGGAGACCUGCCUGUUCCCAGAGGCCGCCUGCCGUGCCCUGGCUCCCUGCUACAAGAGCCACUGCACCCAGAAGUACGUAUACCACCGCCUCCUCUCCUUCGACCCCUGCGAUGCUUACAAGGGCCUCUUCAUCGACAUCUACAAGCUGCCCUCAGCCUGCUCCUGCCACGUCCCCGCCUAAAUAUUAUUCUAUCUCAAGAUUAAAUACCUCAGGACGAUUCCUUGAUACCGCCCCACCCCCCACGGCAGAUCUACUGACGCCUCCUUUAUGCUGUUGAAUAUCUCCUACGCCCCUGCGGAGGAGAAGCCCCGAGAUGACUUGAGAACUGCUUUCUUCACGUACCACCAACUAGUCAUGCCAGGGACUCCCGGGACGCUCCCCGCUGCUCGCCUUCUCUCCCUUUCUCCCAUUUUCUUUUAUUCGUUUUCUAUUGUGUAACCAUGUGUGCUAGAUGCGAGAAGUUAUUGUACUAUUUAUUGUUUCUAAUAAAAAAAAUUCUUCAA